Molecule: messenger RNA, 1885 nt
Organism: Clunio marinus
Lineage: Eukaryota; Metazoa; Arthropoda; Insecta; Diptera; Chironomidae
Source: the annotation of a GenBank genome assembly
AGGGAAGUUUACUGAGUAAAGCCAUUUUAUACAAAAAAUAUUCUGGUUUCCAUUUACAUCAACAUGCUUACUAAUUUAUCAGUACUUUUGAUUUUAAAAGUUUAGCAUCAUUCGACAGUGGUAAACACUGAAAACUGUUCAGCAGCAGACCGACAAAAAACGAGAAACUUCAGAACAUCUUGCGAAAAUGCUAACAUUUUGGAUGGGCAAAGGAAGACGCAAAAUUUGUUUACAUUUUUCAAUUCACUUGCGAAAACAAAUUGAAAUUAAAAACAUAAUUUAAAGGCCGAUUGAAAGCGUCAAAAUGGGAAAAACAAAAAGGGAAUAUUCAUCUGACUCUCAUUCUUCAUCAGACAGUUUUAAAACAAAAAACAAAAGAAAAGAUAAAAAACAUUCUAAAAAAAAAUCUAAAAAACAUAAAUCAGACAAAAAGAGAAAACAUGAUUCAAGUUCAGGUGAUCAAUCUGAUGCUUGGAUAGAACAUAAUGUAGAUAAGAAGAUUCCUGAAGCAAAAAAUGUUCAACGCGAUAGUUGGAUGUCAUCUGAUAAUUUUUUCCUUCCUACAUUCUCAAAAGAAAAGUCAAAUUCAAAUAAAUCGGCAACCGAAACAGCACAACAUCUAGUAUAUGAUCCAGCAACUUCAUCACGAGAAUUAAAUCCGUAUUAUAAGACAGGUGAAUGUGGAAUGCCUUCAACAUUUCCGAGUUUUAAAAAACCAAAUGAAUUAGAUGACUAUGAAAGUUAUAGAGAAAGAGAUUCCGUAUUAAAAAGUGCACCGGCUAAUAGCUGGAGAAAACCGAGGAAUGAAGAAGGUGUUCAGAAACCUUGGUCAGGAAGUAAAUGUAGUGAAUCUCCUAUGGAAAAAAUAGAAACCAUGCCACCAGAAAAAUCAGAUUCGUUCAAGAAAAACGAAACUAUGGAUUCUCAUUCUACAACUGACAUUUUAACUGAUUUACAAAUGAACGAAAUCGGAGCAAAAAUGAUAAAAGCUGAACUUAUAGGGAAUUUUGCUCUAGCAGAGAAGUUAAAAAAGAAAUUAGAGCGAGCAAAAAUGUUGGCAUCAUCUAGUAAAACUCUUCCACAAGAUUCACUCAAAGGAAAAGUUAUUUUAACAAAUACUGGUAGUGCUGGUACAUGUCGGCCACUUGUAGAAGAUAAAAAUAAGGGCAGACGACCGCAAGAAGGAAGAAAAAAGAGCAAAAAUGUUGAAACACACGAAGAUGGUGAAAGAACAAAAUAUUAUCCAGAUGAUGGAAAAUAUGACAUCAAACAAAUGAUGAGCAAAGAUCAUGUUAUUCAUAUUGGAAAGAAAAUCUAUCUUGCGAUUCCUUAUUACGAAGGUCUGGUUAAUCAUCAUCUUGUAAUUACACCAUUUCAACAUAUCCCAUGUUCAACAAUUGUUGAUGAAGACAUUUGGGAAGAAGUUUGCAAUCUUAAAAAAGCUCUUACGCAGUUUUUCCAUAACCUUAAUGAAGAUAUUGUGUUCUUUGAAACUGUAAAAUAUCUAAAUCGUCGUCCUCAUAUGGAAAUUAAUUGCAUUGCAAGCCGUGAUAUGGAAAUGAUUCAAUUUUAUUUCAAGAAAGCAAUUCAAGAGUCAGAAAAAUCGACUUUAAAUAGAAAAUUAAUCAACAUUGAAUCAGACAAAAAUAUUCGACGAUCUGUCCCGAAAGGUUUGCCUUACUUUUGGGUCGAUUUUGGAUCUACAGGGAUGGCUCACAUUAUAGAGAAUCAAGAAACCUUUCCGACAAAUUUUGCACAAGAAAUCAUUGGUGGAAUGCUGAAUUUAGAUGACAAGAAAUGGAGAAAACCUUAUAAAGAACGUCAACCAUGGAAACGAAUCGAUUAUUUCAAGUCAUUGUUAAAACCUUUACUUGAAACAGUUUAA